This is a messenger RNA of Drosophila busckii, 1621 nucleotides long. RefSeq names its product protein pinocchio (gene Pino). The record is from RefSeq and is a predicted model, not a curated record. Bases 75 to 893 code for a protein of 272 amino acids. The transcript has 5 exons. NCBI's taxonomy places the organism in Eukaryota, Metazoa, Arthropoda, Insecta, Diptera, Drosophilidae.
AAUUGUUGCUCGCAAUUGUAAUUACCAAACGCACAGCAUAUAUUGAGGUCAAAAGCUUUGCAAUUUGAACGAAGAUGAAACAAGGUGCUGCAAGUGGUAGCGACAACAAUUUGUUUGCCAAUCAUAUUAACAACAACAACAGCAGUAGUAGCACUUUUCAACCACAGGAACAGCAGCUACAACAACAACAACAACAACAUCUUGGAAAGCCAACACAAAUUGUUACCGAGUGGGAGGAUGGCGUUAUCUUUGAUGUGGAUGAUCCCGACUUUUGCGCCGGACCUGCAGCGACUGUGAUUGACAAGUUGGCAACAGCUACAGUUGCUUUAAGGAAUUUGAAUUUUAUAGCAGUGCCAACAAGCGCCAAUAUGUCAAGUGCCAGCGUUCAUGUACCACAGAUUGCCGAUAUUUGCAGUCCCUUGGCUCAUCACAGCCUGGGCUUGUCGGCUUCGCUGCCAGAUUUGGUGGGCAGUCCGUUGGAAAUCAACAUGGACAAUGUUUUAACCAUUGAGGAGCUGCGUCAGCAUAUGGGCUCUUGCUUUACAUGCGGCGUCUCCUGGACCGAUGAUCAUGUCUCGCUGGAUUGCAGCGAAUGUGGUGGCUACAGCCUGGAGCGUCCCUGUCCCCUAUGCGACGGCCAGUGCGGUGUGCAAUGGAAGCGCGACUUUGCUAUGUCGCAUGCCUGCAGCAAAGCACGUUGGGUGGGCGUUUGCAUUAGUUAUCCGGAGGCCAUGCAACAGCAGCAGCAGCAGCAACAGCUGCCUGUGGCAACAGCAACAUCUUGUGCUGCCGCUGCAGCGAAUCAGUUGCGUUUGGCGCAGGAGCUCUGCACGCGUCUGGAGCAGCUGUCGACAACGUCGGCCACAGCGACGAGUAAAAUUGCGCGCAUUUAAAGUGUGUGGAGCGUUUUAAUUUGCAGUUCCUUUACCAACAACAAACAACUGAAGUCCAUCAGCCAUCAAUACAUCCACACUCAACACACACACACACACACACACAUUUGCAACUAUUUAAAUGCUGCAUUAGCUGCGCGUGAGAAUCUCUCACUUCAUUUAUUUUAUAUUAAUAUUAAGUGCUGCAUAUGUUAAGCUUUCUUUUCUUAGUUCUUAGCCUGUUGCUUUUCAUUUCUUGAUUUAUAUUCGCGUUUGAACAAUUUACUUGCUUUGUGACCGUGUUUAAUUAGCAUUAAGCAGUUAAUGAAUUAUUUGUUUACACUACAAUUACGGCACGCACACAAACACAUAGACACAUACAUAUAUUUUAACUAUUUUAUAUGAGACUUGCUUUUGGCUUAAGGUUUAAACGCCGCAGUUUAAGCGCAGUGAUAACGGUGAUAUUAGCCAGAAAUGAAUGUUUGUAAACAAAUAGUGAAUUUAAACGAAAAAAAAACAAAACAGUGUAGAGUAAUUAAUGCGAGUCCAACGAGCAAACAUGCCCAAAAAUUGUAACAAACUUGUGUUAGAAAUUGUUGUUAACAUUUAGCCAAACAAAAAAUGAAAUUGAAAAGAAUCUUCCAUGCAUAAUGCUCAACACAUUGCAAGCACAAUUUGUUAGAAAAGAAAACUGCGCACAACAAAAUUGUAAAUUCAAGAAGAAAGCAAACAAAUUGGGAAUGAAAGCA